ACUACAUACAUUCAUACAUACCAUUUUCCAAUAUUUAUUUUUAUAUAAAUAUAAAUAUAUAUAUUCAAAUUUCAAUAUUUAUUAAAUAAUCAGUUAAUUUUUCAAAUUAUCAUAUUUCCCCUAACCAAUGGCGGAUUCCGGCGGCUCAUCCACGGCGGCGAGAAUCUCCGUCGACGGCGGCGCCGGCCAUUAUAAAAAGCUUCCAAACUUCCUCCAAUCCGUACGCCUCAAGUACGUGAAGCUCGGCUACCAUUACCUCAUCUCCAACGCGAUGUAUCUCCUCCUCGUCCCCGCCGUCGGCGCUCUCUCCGUCAACAUCUCCGGCGACGGGGCGGCGCAGCUCUGGAACCACCUGCGGUUCAAUCUGGUGGCGGUGGCGGCGGCGGCGGCGGCGCUGGCGGCGUUCGUGGCGACGCUGUAUUUCAUGACGCGGCCGCGCCGCGUCUACCUGGUGGACUUCGCCUGCUACCGGCCGGCGGCGGCGGCGAUGUGCAGCAAGGAGGUGUUUAUGGAGCGGUCGAGGGCGGCGGAGACGUUUACGGCGGAGAAUUUGGAGUUUCAGAAGCGGAUUUUGGAGCGGUCGGGGUUAGGGCAGAAGACGUAUUUUCCGGAGGCGCUGCUUAGGGUUCCGGCGAAUCCGUGUAUGGCGGAGGCGAGGAAGGAGGCGGAGAUGGUGAUGUUCGGCGCGAUUGACGAUCUGCUGGAGAAGACGGGGGUGAGGGCGAAGGAUAUUGGGAUACUGGUGGUGAAUUGCAGCCUGUUCUGCCCGACGCCGUCGCUGUCCGCCAUGGUCGUCAACCAUUACAAGCUUAGAGGGAAUAUUCUGAGCUAUAAUUUGGGAGGGAUGGGUUGCAGUGCAGGGCUGAUCUCCAUUGAUUUGGCCAAGCAGCUCUUGCAGGUGCAACCAAACUCCUACGCUCUUGUAGUAAGCAUGGAGAACAUAACUCUCAAUUGGUACUUCGGAAACAAUCGAUCGAUGCUCGUUUCCAACUGUAUCUUCAGAAUGGGGGGCGCCGCAAUUCUCCUCUCAAACAAACCCUCUGACAAAAAACGAUCAAAAUACCAGCUCAUCCACACAGUCCGGACCCACAAGGGCGCGGACAACAAAAGCUACGGUUGCGUAUUCCAAGAAGAGGACGACGCCAAACAGGUCGGCGUCGCCCUCUCCAAGGACCUAAUGGCCGUAGCCGGGGAAGCCCUAAAGACAAACAUCACGACGUUAGGACCGUUGGUCCUCCCGAUGUCCGAACAACUCCUCUUCCUCUUCACCCUCGUCGCAAGAAAAGUGUUCAACAUGAAGAUCAAACCUUACAUCCCGGAUUUCAAGCUCGCAUUCGAACAUUUUUGCAUCCACGCGGGCGGGCGCGCCGUGUUGGACGAGCUAGAGAAAAAUCUCGAUCUGAGUCAGUGGCAUAUGGAACCUUCUAGAAUGACGCUCUACAGAUUUGGGAACACGUCGAGUAGCUCGUUGUGGUACGAGUUGGCGUACGCCGAGGCUAAGGGGAGAAUUCGAAAAGGCGAUCGGACAUGGCAAAUUGCAUUCGGGUCGGGGUUUAAGUGUAACAGCGCCGUGUGGAGAGCGCUCCGGCGCAUCGAUCCGACGGCGGAGAAGGUGAAGAAUCCAUGGAUGGAUGAGAUUGAUGAGUUCCCUAUUGAAGUGCCAAGAGUUACAAAGAUUGAUUGAUUAGAUCUAGAUCUUUGAGAGUAACUUUUGGUGUCAUUUUGGAUCUAAGAUGAUUUUUGGACAAAUUCAAGAUUAUGUUUUUAUGUGUUUUGGACAAGUUGUGGUGGCUUACUAUUACACAUUGGUUGUAGAGGUGGUUUUAUUAAGGAUGUAAUCAUCUAUCACCUUGUACAAUAUAUUGUACUUAUUAGUUUUUACUUCAAUGUCGUUAAUUGUUGAAGGGCUAUAGGACUUUUUAUUCUC
Andrographis paniculata is the source of this 1927-nucleotide messenger RNA. RefSeq names its product 3-ketoacyl-CoA synthase 2-like. Gene Ontology annotation, biological process: fatty acid biosynthetic process. NCBI's taxonomy places the organism in Eukaryota, Viridiplantae, Streptophyta, Magnoliopsida, Lamiales, Acanthaceae. Gene Ontology annotation, cellular component: membrane. The coding region runs from base 128 to 1684 and encodes 518 amino acids. The transcript is spliced from 2 exons. Gene Ontology annotation, molecular function: acyltransferase activity, transferring groups other than amino-acyl groups. The record is from RefSeq and is a predicted model, not a curated record.